This is a messenger RNA of Gigantopelta aegis, 5134 nucleotides long. Its product is annotated as V-type proton ATPase subunit E-like. Lineage: Eukaryota; Metazoa; Mollusca; Gastropoda; Neomphalida; Peltospiridae. Gene Ontology annotation, biological process: proton transmembrane transport. Bases 95 to 778 code for a protein of 227 amino acids. Gene Ontology annotation, cellular component: proton-transporting two-sector ATPase complex, catalytic domain. The record is from RefSeq and is a predicted model, not a curated record. Gene Ontology annotation, molecular function: proton-transporting ATPase activity, rotational mechanism. The transcript is spliced from 9 exons.
AAUCAAUUCAUGUGUCACAUGCUGAUGACUUCCGGGAAGACGAUAGUGAAAUCUGUAUUUUGUUGACGAGUUGUUAUUUUUGUAAGAAGUAAAGAUGGCUUUAAGCGAUGCAGACGUCCAGAAGCAGAUCAAGCAUAUGAUGGCUUUCAUUGAGCAAGAGGCCAAUGAAAAAGCUGAAGAAAUUGAUGCUAAGGCGGAGGAAGAGUUUAACAUUGAGAAGGGCCGACUGGUCCAACAACAGAGAGUGAAGAUUAUGGAGUUCUAUGAGAGGAAAGAGAAACAGGUCGAACUACAGAAGAAAAUUCAGAGCUCGAAUCUGUUGAAUCAGGCCAGGUUACGGGUGUUAAAGGCAAGAGAAGAUCACAUUCAGAGCUGUUUGGAAGAGGCAAGUCGCAGGCUGGGUGAAGUAGCACACGAUAAGCACAAAUACAAGAACAUACUGGAAGGCUUGAUCGCCCAGGGCUUGUUUUUGUUACUUGAGCCGGUUGUUAUUUUGAGGUGCAAAGAAGCUGAUGUGGAUAUUGUCAAAUCUGUGAUCCCAGCAGCUGUGCACAGCUACAAAACAGCCACGAAGGGUCGCGAAGUGCAAGUGACAAUUGAUAAGGACCACUAUCUCACUCCAGACAUUGCUGGCGGAGUAGAGUUGCGUGCACAAGGACAUAAAUUCACGAUUGACAACACCUUGGAUAAACGUCUUGAACUUAUUAGUUACCAGAUGCUGCCAGAACUUAGGGAAAUCUUGUUUGGUAAAAAUCCUAAUCGUCGAUUCAUGGAUUAACUGCAAUAUUUGCCAAAUAGCAACAAACAAUUCCACAACUCAUGUAGCUAUUACAGACCUGGUUUAGUGCACAGUUCCAUUUCAGAUCUAUUCCUCAUUUAACUUUUGUUUAUAAUGAAGUUAAUAUUUUUUUACUGUAAAGGGGAAAUAUUAGUCUUCUUAAAAUUUAUCUGUGGUGGACUUCAGGAUCACUGCUUUAAAAAAAACUUUAAUUUUAAUUGAAUAUAAGCAAAUAUUUAUUGUAGUGAAGACACUUGGAUGCAUAGUUAAUUGUUUAAACAGUUGAUGUAAUAGAAAGAUUCUUAUGAAAAUAAUUGGUAAUCAUUAUAGAUUUUGGUACUAAGGUGUUUGUGAGUCCAUAUUUGUAGUGAGAAACAUGGAAACGGUAAUGACUCUUUUGUGAAUUUGUUUCUCCACCAUUUCUUUAUUUUACGAUGUAACAACUUCUGAAGGAAAUGUAAGAAUUUGUUUCUCCACCAUUUCUUUAUUUUACGAUGUAACAACUUCUGAAGGAAAUGUAAGGAAUUUUGAGUCUGAUACAACAAACCUUUGUGUAAAACAGCAUUUUGUAAAAAAAAAUAUUCUUCAGUUGUUUACCAAAACACUUGAGGACUGUAUCUUUCCAGCCUGUUAGCAGCUGAGAUUGUUGGUGUUGUAUUUAACACUCCAUACUAGGCAGUAUUCUAUUAAGCAGUCUCACCAUUGUUCACUAGUAUGGACCUGCUAGAACAGAGAGCAGGUAUUCUGUAGGUCAGAUAGGUCUAGUUAGUAUAUAUAAUUGUGUAUAUAUGUGAGUGUAUUUAAUAACCUAGUACUGCACCCAGGAUGUGUGUAGUAGACUCGUGAGAGGAUAGCUGUAUAUUACUAUUUCAUUAUCUGUAAAGUAGAACAAGGAAAAUGGUCGCUCAUCGACACUUCUGUUUUAGAAUGAAUGACUGAAUGGUUAACGACACCCCAGCACCAAAAUAGACAUAGGCUGGUGGAUGUCAAACAAACAAAGGUCUUCUGUUUUAGAUGUCAUCCUCUUUCUCUCAAUUUUUAUUACUUUCUUUUGUUUUAGUGUUGCCCUAUUUUCUGAAUUUUCAUUAUUUUCUUUGUAAAAUUUUAUUAUUAAUUAUGGGCUAUUGAAUGUCAUUCUUUUGAUAAUUCAGUCGCAUUGUUUUCAUAGAAAACAUGAUACAUUUGUCCAUUAUAGCUAUGAGUCUUUAAUAUUCACACAAACAAUUAUUGCCAGAAUGUUGGUUAUAUCAGACAAACUAUGGUUUGUAUUUAACUCGACCACAAUGAUGGUGGUGGGGGGAAGUGGACAUCUUCAUACAUACUUUUAUAUAUAGUGUGAGCCUCCCUCUUCCUUUUAAUCCCUUCUGGAUGAGAACCAUGUUUCUGUUUAUUGUCCAGAAUCUUUCCUUGUGGUCUGUGGGUGGUGAUGUGUAAUAGACAUACAAGUCAUUGUAAUUCUAGCGGCAUCAUAGUCAUUCUCUAAGGCUGAGUCUGUCAUAAACAUGUUUGUAUAUUAGUACUAUAAGCAAUUACAACGUAUAUUAAUGUGAACAGAGACAUUUUAUGUAUUAUAUGUGCAAUGUUUGAUUAAUGUCUGUGAUUAGUCCAUUAGUCCUUUAAAAGGCAGAACCGAACCUAUUACACGGUUCUUUCUUGUCUGUUACUGGAUCAUAAACAAAAACUAUAUUCACGUGGCAUGCUAGAAAUCACUAUUUUACCACCCAACAUGCUUCCUUCAUCUACAGCAAACAGAAUUCUUUUCAAUGUUUUUUUCAUAUAUUUGUAGCAAUUGUUUGCUACAUUGAUUUUGUAUGUGGGUUACUGCCCUUGUUUUAUGUUUGGUAUGUGGGAGUUUUAUGUUGUAGUAAUUUGUAAGUAAACCAUGUAUACUGAACUCCAGAUUUGUGGUUGUAAAAUGGAUAUGAGAAGAAGGAAAACGCACCAUUUAACUGAUUUUGUAUAACUGGAUGUAUUCUGUUAGGCAAAACCCCCAAAGUUGUAAACACGAGUUGGGGAUAGUGUGUGUUUUAUAGCAACCUCACACAUGCAGUAGCAAUAACAACUGAAAGUUUGUGUGGUAUUUGUUUUUAGUGGAGUUCAGUAUAUUAAGACCUAGUUUAUUGGUGCAUGAUGCGUCUAGUCGGGUAGACAUUCAGAUAUUUUAUAUAGAAUAAGGAAAUGUGAACUGUUAUACUCCAUGACGGACUACAUGUUUGCCCAUAACAGAAAAUCACACAAUUAGGGGCAAUAGCAAGACAGUUAUUCUUUAGAUUAACUUUGAUUGGAAUUUUAACUGGGCAGUCUUUUUUUUUUUGGUCAUGUUUUCAUUAGUUUUAAGGCUUGUGGGGUUUGUUUUUGUGUGUGUCAUCCAUGGCAUUGGCUUCAAUACAAAUUGCAAGCUCACUUAACCUCUAUCCUGGACAAGCAAAUCAGAUAGCUGAAGUGUAUGCCCAGGACAGAAUACUUGAACGUCCCUUAGAUGUACUCUUUCUCGUUCCAGCCAGUGCUCCACAAUUGGUAAAACAAAGGCUGUGGUAUGUACUAUCCUGUGUGGAGGAUGGUGCAUAUCGGCAUCGGAAAGAGUAGCCCAUUGAGUGGCAGCAUCAGGUUUUCUCUCACGUUUUGUGUGAUACUUUAACUAUGUCUGAAGUCAUAUAAUCAGAACAAAAAUGUGUUAAGUGUAUCAUUAAAUGUAAGGAAUUUAUGAAUGAAUGUUUAACGACACCCCAGCAGAAAAAAUAAUUUGUCUGGUUAAAUGCAAAAAUUAAUAAAUGUAAGUAAAUUAAUUAAAUUAAAAUGGUUAAGAUUUGGAACCAACAAUCUGCAAGAUAAUUUUUGCUUUCCUUAAUGAGUUUACCCUCCUCUCUCUCUCCCCCCCCCCCCCCCCCCCCCCACAACAAACCUUUGUUUUUCUCCAUGAUAUGAGCGUAAAUUGUGUGUACUUGUUUGUGUCCAUAAAGGCACAUGUCUUGGUUUCAUUUCCAUUUAUGCUUUGUUCAACUAUUCAUCAGUGAUAUGUGUGUUUCUGUAUUUUGAGUAUUUUAUAAUGGUACUGUUGGCAUCUUACUACUCACUGGGUGAUUUCUCUAGAACACCGGAUUUCAGUAAUCAUGUUAGUAGAUUAUUUUUAUGCAGUAGUCUGUUUACAGUAGUCUGUUUACAGUCAUCUGUAUCAAAGAGCUGUUGGGAUGUUACAGUUACUGACAAACAUUUUAAAAAGUGGAACAAGUCUAUGCAUUCAAAAGGGAAAUACGCUUAGAAAAUAGACUAGAGCAAGUCUAUAUGACCAUUACUUCUCAGAAGUAUAUGCAUUUUUAGAAACAUGUCAAAUGAAUUUUGUGGUAUCAGAAACACCAGGAUGACCAGAAAUGGAAAUGGAAAAUCUAAACAAUAUAUAACGUCUGACUUCAGUUAUGAAAAACGGCUAUAUUAGUGAAAAAAAUAUGCCAUAGUGUUUAAAAACUAGGGUCUGUCACUUCAAAAUUAAAUUGUUUGAAAAAAAAAAAUAUAUAAAAGAAAGAGAAGAUAUUACAGAAUUUUAGGCCUGUCACAAAUCUUUAUUUUCGACCUCAUCUCGCAAUCUAAAGAUGGAAUGUCAGAUGGGGUAAAAAGUUCCUGUGCAACAACUUGCUAACUAGUAUCGGCUCUGGCUAAUGUCCUUGACUUUGUAUUUCCCACUGAUCCAUCCGGAUCACUUUGUCACAAUAAACAUAAAACAGUUUUGCAGAGAAGAACAUUCUAGAUUUUAGUCUUACUCAAAGUUUUUCAAGGUUGUAGAUUUUUUGUUCAAUAUCAUUUCAAUCUGGUUUUUCAACAACAACAUACAAAUGGAUGAUUGAGUUUAAAGCACAUUUUCAUUAGUGAAAUAGAUUGAACAAGGAAAAAAGAAAGAUGUUUUUACCCGCAUGCUUUACUGUUGUCAUUCCAUGUUCUAGAGUCGUUAUUCAGACGAGCGUGUUUGCCUUCUCAUCACCUCGGCUGUGAUUCAUCACUGUAUUUCACCGUAUAUUAACUAUAUCAUUAUAUAUGUCCUGAUUAUAGCUGGUUAUAAUAGCUAAUACAGGUGCCUGUGCAGGGGUGGUCCGCGUGAAGAAUUAUUUUUUCAAUAUAUUUUCCAGGGUAGCAUGACUUGACCUUCUCUAAAACCUUCGUUCGCCACAAAACAGAACCCCCACCCCCCCCACCCCCCACCCUGCGCAGUUUCCUGCACACGCGCCUGUAAUAACCGUUUUAUGUAUGCCAUGAUGUUAAGUCUUUGAAAACUAAAACACGCAUAAUUCUUCAACUGUUGUCUACUUCAUUUAGUCGAUGUUGUGGGAAGUGUAAAACAAUUCAUAAAUAAAUACAUUAAACCAU